Galleria mellonella (greater wax moth) is the source of this 1041-nucleotide messenger RNA. RefSeq lists its product as uncharacterized. The coding region runs from base 142 to 882 and encodes 246 amino acids. The transcript is spliced from 2 exons. Lineage: Eukaryota; Metazoa; Arthropoda; Insecta; Lepidoptera; Pyralidae. The record is from RefSeq and is a predicted model, not a curated record.
GCGCGCGACGCAGUCGUCGGGAGUAGCGAGGGGAGGGAACUGGUCGAUCAUGUGUCGGCCGGCCGCGAGAAAUAACAGUACGACUACGUGGUUAGGCAUAAUAGGACGUCAUUUUGCCGCCACAUUAAUUUAAAUUUCAACAUGAAUCAAAGUCGAUCGUCCUCUCCAUUCAAUUGGUCGUUGGAUCUAACUAGAAAAUUAAUUGAAAUACUACAUAACCAUCGCCGAUUAUGGGAUAGGAAACACAUUGAUUUCAGACAAAUUGGAACGAAACGCGGCUUAGAAAUAAUGGUCGAACUACUCGACACACCAAAUGUGACAACGAAACAGUUGAAAUGUAAAUUGAGGAAUUUACAAAACACAUACAAUAUAGAACAGCGUAAAAUAUUAGUUGCCCAGAAAAACGGUUUCUUCUACAGACCAAGUCUGCCGUGGUUUAAGGAGUACAACAAUGUUAUGCAGGAAGUAAAAGAAAUACAGGAAUCGCCCGAUGAGAGUGACUCGGGAGAAGACAUUCAACAUUAUCAUCAAGACAAUUCAGAAGAAAAUACCACAAAUUCGGAUACAUACAUAGUGUCAAUAAAACAAGAAUGUUUAGACAACAUUGCAAGAGGCGAGAAUUCUAGUAUUGAUUUCGAUGAGCAACCAAUAUUGAGAAAUCCUAAGCGAGUACAUACAGAAACAGAUAUACAGGAUCAAACAGAAGUCAGACAUGAUGACAAUUUUAUUAUGGAAUCUAUUCCCAUGGACGAGUUUCAGAUGUUCGCUGAACAUAUUGCUGAACAAUUACGUAUGGUGACAGCACAAAGAGCACACAGACUACAAAAAGAGAUAGAACUAUUGUUCGACAAUCUACCCCUCGUACAGAUUUUUGAUGAAUAAAAUAUACUCUUAGGUAGAUCCUAUACUAUAAUUAAAAUAUAUAAUAUGUAAUGUAUAUGUGUGCCCUACUGUAGCUUAAAAUUUCAAAUAAUAUGAUCUAAUUAUUAUAGUAUUAAAAUUUACAGUAAUAAUAAAUAUAAUAAUUUUAUUAAGAUAUAA